Molecule: messenger RNA, 7100 nt
Organism: Osmia bicornis bicornis
Lineage: Eukaryota; Metazoa; Arthropoda; Insecta; Hymenoptera; Megachilidae
Gene: olf413
Product: MOXD1 homolog 2
Exons: 9
Coding region: 777-2747 (656 amino acids)
Biological process (GO): octopamine biosynthetic process; dopamine catabolic process; norepinephrine biosynthetic process
Cellular component (GO): secretory granule membrane
Molecular function (GO): dopamine beta-monooxygenase activity; copper ion binding
Source: RefSeq, a predicted model, not a curated record
UCGCGACGGGUGUUCAGUUUACAGGCGACAGCCGUACCGUACGGUUCGCUCGCGUGCCGUCUCGCGCUCUAUCUUCCAUACGAUCGUUCUCCUAAUCGGUCAAAGUUUUUUAAUCGAUCUGACAGUGCACUCGCGUUUAUCAGCAUCGUGUCAAUUUUACAGAAAAAUUACACCGAACGAUAAGCAAGUUUUUAACGAACGAGUAAACAAAUUAUGAUUACGUGUUGUAUCAAUGGUCGAGUUAAUCGCGUGUGACUCACGAGCACAACGCAAGUUGUAAGUGCGUUUAUCUUCUACGGUAUACAAAUAUAACCCUGACAGCGUACGUACACAAAGUUGUCGUGUUUGAACUCACUUACCAACGGACGUUGCUCCUUACGUGACAUAAACAAACGAAGACUCGGGGGGGCGUCUUUGGAGUAGUAGAACUCUGUCGGCGACUUCACGGCGCAAACAGUCCUCGAACCCGUUUCGCUGCUGCCGGUCAUCGUAUCGGUGAACGGUAACAAACUGAGACCACGAUUAAAGGAUUUUAAUCCGUCGUUCGAGUGAGUGAGAGUGAGGAAAGUGUGUAAACAGGGAGAAAAAGUGAUAAGAGAGAAGCCUUUCUACCUACCCACUUUUUUUUUCUUUUUUAACGACCAAGAUAUCUCGUUAAGAUUUUUCUGCCACUUGUACACCACUGGUCGAGGAGCUCGCCGACUAUUAAAACUGGCAGCAACUUCAAGGCACUUCGUACACCAAGUGAUGUAUUGAGAGAACACUAGAGGUCGAAGAUGAAGACAGUAAUCGCUUCGUGUUUCCUCCUGUUGGUCAGCGGUGUCUUCUGUGUGGAAUGGAAACACAGCGCCGUGCUGGACGAUAAUUUCCUGGUCCUUUGGACACCUGGCGAGAGGGAUAUUAUAUUCGAGGUUCAAGUGAAAACACUGGGCUACGUGGGACUCGGUUUCACCAAGGACGAUGGAAAAUUCGGUGCUGACAUGGUCAUCGGCUGGGUCGACAACAAUGGACAGCUGCAUCUUCAGGAUCGUCACGUAAAGGAGACCAGCAAAAAUCCGCAGAUGGACCUGAGCCAAGAUUAUUGCCUGCUACUGGGUUUCGAGAACAAGACGCACACGGUUCUUCGUUUCAGCAGGCGAUACGAUACGUGCGACUCACGGGACCUGAAGAUCACGAACGACACGGUGCAAGUGGUUUGGCAAUAUCACAUGGAGGAACCAGUGUCAGCGGCCGGUGUUCUGCCGGACGAAGGAACCGUGCAUCGUGGAUCCAGGCCGCUUUAUCUGGUGCAAAGGGACGCGGAACCGAGGCCCAGCUCGCGCAACCAAGAAGCUGAACCUCCUCUUCAAACGUGGGACAUAUUGAACCAGCAGGUACGUUUACCAGAGAAACAGGACACGUUGCUUUGGUGUCGCGUUCUCCAGAUGCCAAACAUUGAUCAGAAGCAUCACGUCGUGAAGUACGAGCCGGUGAUACAACCCGGAAGUCAGAAGUACCUGCAUCACAUGACUUUGUACGAGUGUCGCGGGGAUCAGGCGCAAUUGGAAUCCGCCUCGAAGUCGUCCGGCAGCGUUUGCUAUCAGUCCAAUCAGCCGUCCCUUCAGUGCACCACAAUCGCGGCUAUCUGGAGUCUCGGUUCCGAGGGCUUCAAUUACCCGCCGGAGGCUGGUUACGCACUCGACCCACGCUCGGGUCCUCAUUUCUACAUGCUGGAAACGUUGUACACGAAUUCGCAGAUGGACACGUUCAUCAGCGACAGCUCCGGCUUGCGUUUGCAUUAUACGGAUCGGUUGCGUACCCACGACGCAGGUAUCCUUAGCGUCGGCAUCGACCCGAACUGGAGGCACAUCAUACCACCCGGGCAGCCUGAAGUGGUCUCCGAAGGUCAUUGCAUCUCCGACUGUACCGGACAGACCAUUCCCAACAACGGCAUCAACAUAUUCGCCGUCAUCAUGCAUACUCAUCAACUCGGCAGGAAGGUCCGAUUGCGUCAGAUAAGGUCCGGCGAGGAACUGCCACCCAUUGCAUCUGACACCAAUUACAAUCCUAGUUAUCAGGAGUAUCGGAAGCUGCAGAAGCCCGUCAGGGUCUAUCCGGGCGAUCAUCUGGUAGCGGAGUGCACGUACUCGUCCGAGUCUCGUGAAGCAAUCACGCUCGGUGGUCUAACCACCAGGGAAGAAACAUGCUUGGUGUCCACUCUUUAUUAUCCACGCAUCGAACUGUCAGUCUGCUACUCUCUGCCCUCGUUGCCAACGGUUCUACAAAGUUUAGGAGUCCAAAAGCUGAUACAGGGUUCCAGUCCAGUGGAAAUUCAAGAACCGGCCGAGCUGAGCGGUAUGACAUUGGAGGAGCGUCUAGUGAGCUACGACUGGAAGACCAGUUUCAAGAGUUUCCAAGACGCUACUCGAACAGGUACGUUCAAACCGCUUUGUUGGACCAGCGAGGGAGCGUUGCAGGGCACUGACAUCCUGGAGGUCCGUUAUCCGAGGAUCCUGAGGCCGUACAAAGAGGUCACUUUGCCUUGCUUGAAGAAACCGUCUAGGAACAAGUUGUCGAUGUUGGACAUUGGCACACCGGCCGAUCCUGACAGUGACGAGACGAACGCGGUGGAACGCGGACAAUUGGUGCGUAGCAAAGUGUCCCGCAGCAGUGACGGACCAACCGGCGGAAGUUCCUCGACCAGAUCGCCAGCGGUGGUACUGAUUCUUGGGAUACUGCUGGCAAUAGUCGGCGGCGCGUUCAGGUGAACGCUGGCCGGUCGUUAGGAGGCCGAUCGAUCUGUCGAUCGAUCGAUUCCAGUUAUCUAGGACGGCCGAUUUAUCCUGUUGUUGGUCGCGCUGGAUCCGGGGAGCAGACGCAUGUAAGUACAUACUUGUCCCGUGUGUACCCUAUGACGCGUCACUUAGGCUAAAUAACAAUCGUCGUAUUUUCAUUGAUCGUUGAGAGAGGACAGAAAUAGAUGCCGGAAUUCCGUUCAGUUACCGAACGAUCGUUGUGCAAUUUUAAACCGCCGUAUUAUCGACGGGUGAUGGAUGGAACGCGAGCGUCCUGGGAGAGAGACAUAUUUUUGAUGGGUUGCGUAGAACGAAUGAAACUCUCAGGCGACGAUGGGUCGCGCAGAGAACUGCCAAAUAUAUUUUCUCGAUAAGGUGCGUCCAUUCGAGGGAAUUCGGAUCUACGCUGUCCUCAUUCAAGGAUCGAGAACAUCUCUUUUUUCGCGAUCUCUGCUCGUGUACUAUUGUUACGAUGUAUCGCGUGCCCGCGCAGGACUCACCUUGGAUAUCAUUCGGUUUCGAGCACGUCGGGUAUUACGUUCUUCGGGUUAAUUAGAUCGCUACGCAACCUUCUAGUCUUAUUUCGAACUCACUUGACAUUUUCAGCUGAAAAAAGAACGACAAAGUUCUUUGGUGCUCCUUCUCUUUUAAUAAUUAACAAACCCCGAACGAAAGAUAUCCAUGGGAAAUGAAACUAGGUCCUGUCGAUCGGGCGAAAUUAUUUUCAAGCUUCUGGACUCGAAAGAAUUUAUAUUGUUGGCUGUUUAUUUAGCAGGCUGAGAAUUGAGCGCAACGAACGCGUUCCAUCGCUCUUCUUCAAAAGUAAAAGUAUAACGAAAGAUUCCGAUCUUUCGACUCUAUAAGUGUAAUCUCAUCCAAAAUGCACAGUUGUUCGUGUCGAUCGAGCUGUUGGAACGCGUCUCGCUCACUUUCCGCCGGUAUUUGUAUAUUCUGUUAUUAUUAGAGCUACGAAUAGAUGCGUUUUCUAACGAGAAGAGCAUAUAAACGUUGGUUGAUUCGCACGCGAGGCCAAGCUACCCGUUUUCAGCUUCGCCGUGUCACUCGACCAAUGUUUGUAUGCGAGCAACCAGGACGGUCCUUUGUAAUAUUCUGUACAGUUUAUUAAGUGUAACGCGUUGUUCGUGCGGCCGUGCCGCGUCGGCCACGGUCGACGUUUAUUUAUUUUUUUAUUUAAUUGUACAGAGAGCGAAUUUACUUGACGCGUCGACACAGUACGUUCGUCUCCUCAAAAUAGGCGAGUAGGCCGCUUUACGUUUCGCGCGAGUCACGUUCGCGAAGUGCACGUUCGGUUUCUUGAUGCAUGCUUCGCCGCUUACUACGGGGGACACUUGUCGUUGCGACGCUCGUCGACACAACCAGCCGCGAUUCUAUCGAUUUAUACGCGAUCCAUCCUACCAGCAAAAGAUAUACGUGCUUCCGUUUCGACGCGUACCGAUUUAAAGGGGUGCUUGUUAGGUUCGUUGAAUGUAAUCGUUAUCAACCGAUCGUUAUAUAUUUGUAUCCUUCGAAGCAUCGUAAUGUAAUGGAAAGGGAUUGUUCAAUGAAGGAAACGCGCGGGAAUAAACGAUAAACCAAUCUGAAAGCGAUCCACGGAUCGGUGAUUGUUUCCCGUUAGAUCGUCUGAAAUUUUUAAAGUUAUUUUCCCUCGGUACACUGUUUCUCUCACCUGUUCGCUCGGGGAAUAAAAGCGAUCCGCGAGUAAUUUAUUCGACGUUCUUUCUUCUCUCGCGCUUUUAAUUAAACCGAAUUCGAUAAUUGAAACUCGCGAUGCCCGGUUUAAUUUGAUUCCAUUCUUGACUCGCGUUAAUUUAUCCGCGCUCGACACUCCGUGCGUUCGGUUAAGUCUUCGAAGCACCACUUUAAUUAUUGAAAAGAAGAGAACGAGAGAAAGAGAGAGCGAGCGAGCGAGUGAGUGAGGGGUUGAAUGAUUGGGGUAGGAAAUAAGAAAAGAGAAGAAGGAAGAAAAAAAAAAAAAAUUAUAUGCAUGAUGGCGUGCAACGAUAAGGACUUACGCCAGAGCACCGCGAUCGAUAGAGGCACGUUGUAGUCAAGAGUCCCCUAACGCGCACACUUUUCCUGAAUUCCAUUAGCAUCGAGGAAAAUGCAGCUUUCGUGGACAAAGAGACGAGAAUCGAAGAGAGCCUUGCAAACGAGCGUCUUAUCGAAAUUUCACGGGAGAGGGGGAGGGAGAAGGAGAAGGAGUACGCGUUUCGAUUUGCAUGUACGUUUUACUUUUUCCCUUCUCGGUCGUCAAUUAAAAUCCACGCCAUUCCGUUCGAUCGCGUUCUCCUGUUCGAUGUUUAGAAAGCGAAGAAAAAACACCGUUGCUCGGCUAACGACGACCGACUGUCGAUGAUUAAAAUGCUCUCUCUCCCUAGCGUAGAAAUAAAAUCUCACUAAAAAAAGUAGUCGACUAAUCGGUAAACAAUAACGCGUAGCAACGUUUUACAAUUUAAUACUACGGUAAAUUCGUAAAUGUCUCUAAUAGGGGAUCUGUGUGUGUGUAUGUGUAGAGAUCGUAGGGCAGUCGAGCGAUACUCUGUUACCUCGAGGAGAAAAAGCUAUAUUUUAGACGCUGGAAGAUCCGUUCCCUUUUCCGAUCAUCAUCCGUACUUGUCGAGUCGAGUUACUGCCGCGAUACUGCCAAUCGUCGCUUCGUUAAUAAUCGAUCGUUCCGAUACGCGAUUACCUGUUUUCCGUUACGUUUGUCCAAUUUUUUAUUUUUAUUUUCGUUCAUCUCGAGCUACAUACAUGCAUAGAGGUACAUGGAACCAUCGAGUCAGCGCAAAAGACACGUUCACGCAUACGCAAAGAAAAAAGAAAAGUAAAACUAACAAGAACAGAUGUAUACACGUAAAGGAGACAGGAAAGAAGAAAUUUUUGUCCGAGAGUUGUAUCUCGUCGACGAUGAUCGUCGUCGAUACAGACCGAUGAUACGCGCGAUGAGCGAUGAAGCAACCGACCCGACCGACGCGACGGCUCUGAAGCGUGGAAAAACAGAAACAAGAGGAGGAACGAUUCGAGAAACGCUCGAACGAGAACCGCUGCUUUCUUUCCCUCGAAUUUCUUCGCCGCGUGUUGUACGUAACGUACGAUCCGUCACGGGAUAAGCGAUGAUUUAUCAUCGGCGAAGAAACUCGUUAGAAUCGGCCGUGCGAGAGAGGCAAACAGGAAGUCGUGUACCGUAACUUCUUCCGCGCUGCGAUGUCGACGCUGAUUUCAGUUACGACGCGACGCGACGCGACGCUCGUUCGUUGACGCCGAUGUCAACCUGAGGUUGCGACAGGGUGCUGCGGGCUGUAAAGGGGAGGCUUUAGGGGUGGAUUCGAACUGCCGGUGAUAUGACCAGAACAAUCAAGCAAAGUGUCACAAGUAAAUGUCAUUUAUGCUGGAAUAAUUAUGUUAGAUACAUAGGGAACGAUAUUACGCAAUUUAUACUCCAAUGAUCUUGCAUCGUGUGUACGUUAGCUGGUUCGUUGUCUCGCCGGAAACUCCUGGCACCCAUCGGGCUUUCGAUAACGAGGAACGAUUAGAGAUCGGUCGAACGACUUUCCGUACGUUUCGAUGCCUUUCGCGAGGUAUCGUAUCGAUACAAUGUCCGAGAUACGUGCGGGCAAACGAACGAAGCGUGCGGUACCUGAGAAUCGAGAGCUUCGAGGCAGAACGGCAGCGUCGAAACCUAGGAAAUGUUGAUCGAUCUCUCGAUCGAAUCGAGUCUAUUCAAUGACGCGUGUCCGUGGCUAUUCGAGAGACAGCGAAAUCGAUAUUACGAUGGAAAUUCGAUGACGGGUAAGCGUGAAUGAAGGGUGUUGCGUUCGACGAAAACACGAACGGUGCCAGGAGAUCGGGAUUGUAUGUACUGUAUGUAGAAUAAAGAUUAGUGAACGUCGGGAACGAUGCCCGUGAACUACCAUGUAACGUAACAAUGAAAUGGUAGAAACACGUCGAUCGUGCAAGCGAAUGGAUAAUAAAAAGGAAUCGAGCGACUAGCGUGUGCGUGUACAUAGUUAACCCUGUAUAUAGUUUUUAGAUUUAAAUUAAAUCCCGGACUCUUCAUAGGCACCUACUCACUCGAAUUCAGGUAGCUAGCUAAAUAGUAUCUUGUAUCUUUAUAAUUUACAUGUAACACAACGUUGAAUCUGUGUACCCCGCGAGUGUAGGGGCGCGCGGACCAACCGCGAAGAGCCCCGCGCGCCUCCACGGAUCGUACGCGUACCGGGCGCCCUUGUCCUUCCAUACUGCUCUUAGAUUUAUACCUAAUUUACACUGGAUAUUAACGUCUAAACGCUACACUAUCAUCUACAC